This is a messenger RNA of Macroventuria anomochaeta, 1000 nucleotides long. RefSeq lists its product as uncharacterized. The record is from RefSeq and is a predicted model, not a curated record. The transcript has a single exon. NCBI's taxonomy places the organism in Eukaryota, Fungi, Ascomycota, Dothideomycetes, Pleosporales, Didymellaceae. The coding region runs from base 14 to 829 and encodes 271 amino acids.
UUACAUUCUCAACAUGACCAGGAGCGCCUUUGUGUACCAGUCUAUGCGUAUGUUGUGCGCUACUCCGGACUUUGGGGCCCAGCUGUUCGAACUCCUCACCCCUUUGGACCUAAGCGCCUUGCUAUAUGCGUUCAAUAUCCCUACCACCAAGAAGCAGUCCCGGAGAUAUAUGCAAUUCUGGAGGCAAAUAUUUACAGACAAAGGCUGGAUGCUAUGGAUACUCUCGCACGGGUUCAAGGUAUCCUUUGUGGGCAACGACCUAAUAACGAUGAUGAAUUGGGUUAGAAACCCAGGACUGAUGAACGCUGGGAGGAGAAAGCUGUACUUGGACCUGAACUUGGUCAGCUGCGUUGCGUCAUGGAAGUACGCGCUCCUGUCUGAUAAGAACUUCGAGUACGUUGUCAAGGAGAAGAACAAGCACUUUAAUGAAUUUGCGAGGAACGACAACUUCAAUCAGGCAUUGCAGUCAGGGAUCGACGCCAGGUACUCCGAGCUCAUUAUGGGCAAAGACCUCUCCGAAGACCGUACUAUGCCCUUCGCCUGGCUCGACCUCACGGUUAUUAGCACAAUCAAGCACGAGGAGUUCAACGAGUCAUACUACGAGUGGACAAAUGUUGAUUCUAGCAUGUCAGUUGGACUGUGGUACGGAGAGAAGAGUAUGCAGAAAUGGCGCUUUCCCCGCAGGUCAGGAAGCUCGGCGGAUAUGGACGCAGGUGUGGUGUUGAAGAUGGACAACGCCUCAAGCAUGAACAUGCCGAUGAACAUCAGCUUGCCAAAGUUCUGGUGUAUCACAAAAGUUGUGAGCAAAAACUCGUUCACCGGCGCGUAACUCUUUCAGCAGCAACGCUUGUUCGAUUGUACGGAGAUGUUCAGAGCGAGAGACCAGUAUCUUAUUGUGUAGAUGAACGAUGAUCACACUUGUGGACACGACUUUUAUGUAUGUAAAGUCCGUCCAAGCGUGCCGGGACGCACGGUGUAACGGAACAGAUUUGCACUUCGG